Messenger RNA from Rhea pennata, 1805 nucleotides. Its product is annotated as glutathione hydrolase-like YwrD proenzyme. The transcript is spliced from 12 exons. The record is from RefSeq and is a predicted model, not a curated record. Lineage: Eukaryota; Metazoa; Chordata; Aves; Rheiformes; Rheidae.
AAAAUCAUCAGUAGCUUUACAGAUUCUUCGCUCUUGGGUCACAACAUUAUUCCCUUGGCUUGGAAAUGGCAUCUCAGCUCAGAUUCUUUUCCCGAAGGUCUCCUGUGGUUUGUACUCAUGGCUGUGUUGCAUCAAGUCAAGUGCUUGCUACAAAUAUUGGUCUUGAUAUUUUAAAGAAUGGUGGGAAUGCAGUAGAUGCUGCUGUGGCAGUAGCUGCUGCCCUCAGUGUCACUGAACCUGUCAGCACUGGCAUUGGUGGAGAUUGCUUCUGUCUUUACUAUGAUGCAAACACAAAGCACGUGCAUGGUCUUAAUGGCAGUGGCAGGUCUCCAAGGGCACUGACUAUUGAGCUCUUGAAAGAACAAGGGUUUGAUGAAGCAAAUCCUCUUCCUCCACUUCAUGCCCAUAACGUCACAGUGCCUGGUGCAGCAGCUGGCUUGUGUGAUGCUGUUUCUCUGUAUGGAAGUAAAAAGGUGAAGCUAAAUGAAAAUGCACAAUUGCUACAGCCUGCUAUUGAACUGGCUGAAAGAGGUUUUCCAGUGGCAGAGAUUACUGCCUACCACUGGAAACGUGAUGCUCAUAUUCUCCAGUCACUUCGAAACAAGCAUGGGAGGGAGUUACUCAUUGAUGGCCAGGCACCACUACAUGGACAGGUUUUCUCCAAUCCCUUUUUGGCUAACACUUUUAAGGAGCUGGCAAGAUCUGGCAAGAAGGGGUUUUAUUAAGGUCGGAUUGCAGCUGCUAUUGUAGAACCAGUCCAGAGACAUGGAGGAGUGAUGGAUUUAGAAGAUGUCAAAAGCCACACCACUGAUGAGGUCAAACCAAUUUUCACAAAUUACAGGGGUAUGAGUGUUUGGGAAAUACCUCCAAAUGGACAAGGAAUCACAGCUUUGAUGGCCCUAAACAUUUUGGAAAAUUUUGAUGUUAAAGUCAUGGGUCAUAAUAGAGCUGACUACUUGCACGUGCUGACUGAGGCCAUGAAACUCAGCUUCACUGAUGCUUUCUCAUUCUGUGCAGACCCUGAUAAAGUUCUGAUACCUACAAAACCGCUUUUGUCCAAAACCUAUGUUAAAGAGCGUUCUCAACUAAUAAAUUUACAAAGAGCCAGUGACAAAUUUAGUUCUGAAAACGUUUUGCUGUUAGGAACAGAUACAGUCUACUUCACUGUUGUGGAUCCUCAAGGCAAUGCCUGUUCUUUCAUCAAUAGCAACUACAUGGGCUUUGGUACAGGACUGGUACCAGAUGGCUGUGGAUUUACUCUACAAAAUAGGGGAGCUAACUUUUCCCUCUCUAGCAGCCGUCUAAACUGCCUUGCACCAGGGAAACGUCCAUAUCACACUAUCAUUGCUGCCCUAGCUACUGCUGCAGACAGUGAGGAACUCCUGUGCUCCUUCGGAGUGAUGGGAGGGUUCAUGCAACCCCAAGGACAUGUGCAGGUGCUACUAAAUAUGUUGGAGUUCGGGAUGAAUCCUCAACAAGCCUUAGAUGCAGCCCGGUUUUGCUUGAGCUAUUCCAAGGAAGAUAUGAUCUUAAUUUAUUGCUUGCAUAGUAAAUUAUUAGGCCAGGAGUGGCAUCUGUCACUUGAAGACGGUAUUUCACGAGCUGUUGCAGAAGACUUGAGAGCCAGAGGUCACUGGAGCCGGUGGCCUAUCAGUGGGCACAACAGGAGCCUAUUUGGUCGUGGACAGAUUAUCACUAAAGGGGACUGGUGGCAAUCUUGGGGCUCUUUGUCCUCCAAGCACUUGCAGAGUGUUCUGUGGGCAGGAUCUGACCCCCGAGGAGAUGGCUGCGCAAUGGGAUACUAG